This is a messenger RNA of Pelobates cultripes (western spadefoot toad), 22729 nucleotides long. The record is from the annotation of a GenBank genome assembly. Lineage: Eukaryota; Metazoa; Chordata; Amphibia; Anura; Pelobatidae.
AUGGAAAAGACCAACAUCACCGCUGUGGCGAUCAGUGUUACAGUACUACUCCUUGUAUGUAUGUUUCUGGCGGUAUGGUAUAUUUUUUUUAGGAAAGGUAAGAUGCAAGUUGGUAACUACAUUGUUUGAUUGUUUUAAAGUAUACGGAGUAAAUAAGUAAAGAAUAAACUAUAGUAUAAACCAGAGAUGUUUUAGUUCCAUAGUGAGUUGAUUGACUUGAAUACAGUAAAUGAUUUCUGGAGAUACAAAAUAGUGUGUAAAAAAAACCAACUAAUAACAUUUAGUACCCUUAUAAAAUCACUAAACAUCAAAUUGUGAUAAGUUAAAAAACAUAUAUAAACACACAGAGUUAAGCCCUCGGCUCAAACUCAUACUACUCUUGGGCGGCAGCAUUGGCUAUAGUUUUCAUCAGCCCAAAUAUAUAAACAAAAGUAAAAUAUCUGAAAUCCCUGUAGACAUUUAAAUAUCAGAGGUUUUUAGUAAAAAAUUUAAUUUUCAUUUAUACCAUAAAAAGUCCAGUUUAAGCAUUUUGAUAAACAGAUUAGACACCCUUAGUGCAUUUUCCCCAUCUAUGUGUACAUAUAAUAAUGAUUAUGUUCAUGUAUUUUCACAGUGCCACCAGUGCUUUCAAACAUUACUGGAAAUGAAACUCUUGUUCAUAAGAAUAGAGCGACUUUAUCAUGUCAAAUCACAAAUUUCCGACCAAGCGCAAUUGAGAUUUCUGUAUAUCUGGAAAGGGUAGGGGGAAGCCUAGUGAUGGUGGGCCAGUGGAAAUCAGGGGAGCAACUCAGCAAUGGAAAUAAUACAGCACCAAAAACAAACAUUAUCCAGGGAGAUUACCAACUGGUUUCUGUGGUAGGACACGAAGAUGGGCUCAGUAAUGGCAACACUGUUCUAAUGCCCAAGAGAACAAUAGAGCUAGAACUAAUUGCCAACAUGAAAUCAAAUAAAACGGACCGUACCUCAAGCUGCCAGUGUUCCAUUCAUUUAACUCCAGACAUAGAUGAAGAUAAUAAUGCGCGUCUGUUGCUGCAAGUCAAACAUGCAUCUCUGAAAACACCGCAAUCCAUAGACUGUAUAUUGAAGGUGAAUGGAGGUAAGCAUGAAUCAUCUAUUGAUCUACUUUAAUAAAUAAACAGUUUUUCAGAUAUGUAACAGUAGGUAGAGCUUGUCAAUCAAGUCAUCUUCGACAAAAUUGUUAAAGGGACACUAUGGUCACCAAAACAAAGCUAGCUUAAUUAAGCAGUUUUGGUGUAUAAUCAUGGUCCUGCAGUCUUACUGCUUAAAGGACCACUAUAGUGCCAGGAAAACAUACUUGUUUUCCUGGCACUAUAGUGCCCUGAGGGUGCCCCCACCCUCAGGGACCUCCUCCGACCGGGCUCUGGGGAGAGGAAGGGUUUAAAAUCUUAACUUUCUCCAGCGCCGGGCAAGGGAGCUUUCCUCCUUCUCUCCUUCUUCCUAGCGACGUCAUCGGCUGAAUGCGCAUGCGCGGCAGGAGCUGUGCGCGCAUUCAGUCAGUCUCAUAGGAAAUGUGCAACAAGGAAAAAUAAAGGCUGCACCAUGAUAAAAAAUACUUAAAGUAUAAAAAUACAGCAAAAGAUAAAAAAUAUAAAUAGGCCAAUGGAAUGUCUGAGGUUAGAUAGACUUGGUCUCUGUAUUUGCUGGUAGAGUGUCCUCUAUGUUUCUAGUAGUUCAAAUCGUCUCGUGAUAUGGAAGACACAAGGAGAAAGGACCAAUCGUGCAGAGUGUAUAAGGUGAAUGUUAAAUAGAUUAGAAUAUAAAUGGAACACUCACAUUUAAAUGAGCUAUGGCCAGCUCAGGUGUAACAGGCAUACGGCGGAAUGAUCCCUGCUUAUAGGAUAUGUGGAUGCUUGUCCUCCAGAAUAUAAUGAUGUCCAAAAAUGGAGUGCAGGCGUCACUGCACUUUAGUAGUAGCAUUGGUGGUAUAAUCCCCACCUCAGGAUAGGUAAAAAAAAUGAAUAAAAUGCCAGGAAAAUAAAAUAGUGUGUAAGAAUGUAAUUAUUAUGUAAAAUACACAAUAUUAAAACCAUUAACGCGUUUCACCACUAGGGUUUUAUCAUUUUGAUUUACAAUGCUUUCCUAUGGACGCUGGCGUCUUCUCACUGUGAUUUUCACAGUGAGAAGCACGCAAACGCCUCUAGCGGCUGUCAAUGAGACAGCCACUAGAGGCUUUAGAGGCUGGAUUAACCCUCAGUGUAAACAUAGCAGUUUCUUUGAAACUGCUAUGUUUAUAAAAAAAAAAAAGGGUUAAUCCUAGCUGGACCAGGCACCCAGGCCACUUCAUUAAGCUGAAGUGGUCUGGGUGCCUAUAGUGGUCGUUUAAUCCUCUAGGAUUUAAAUCACAUUGUUUAUGCAGCCCUUGUCAUACCUCCCAGCAUGUGAUGUACACAGCCUUCCUAAACACUUCCUGUAAAGAGUCAUCUAAUAUUUACACGUCCUGUAUUGUAAAUUCUGUUUAAUUUAGCAUUUCUUAUCUCCUGUUCUGCUAACAGCUUGCUAGACGCUGCAGGUACCCCCUGUAUGUAAUUAAAGAUCAAUUUACAGAGCAGGAGAUACAAAUUUUUAACUCCUUAAGGACACAUGACAUGUGUGACAUAUCAUGAUUCCCUUUUAUUCCAGAAGUUUGGUCCCUAAGGGGUUAAAUUAAGUUACAUCUAAUUUAAAAUGAAACCAUUUUGUUUUCAUGCAGGCUGUGUCAGUCACAGCCAGGGAAGGUGUGUCUAGGGCUGCAUAUACAGAAACAAAAAUGAUUUAACUCCUAAAUGGCAGUGAAUUGAGCAGUGAAACAUCAGAGGCAUGAUCUAUAUACAAAAACCGAUUCCGUAAGCUGAAGUUUUCAUGGUGACUACAGUGUCCCUUUAAAAUAUUUGAGAAAAGCUGAUAUAUCUUAAAAAACUGUAACACUUUUUUAAAUGCUUUUCAGUUUUUAGAUGUUUGGGGUAUUUUACUAAAGCAGGAAUUGUCGAAACCAUCAUAGCCUAUACAAACUGAAUUCUUUGUAAAGCCACAAACAGAGGAGAAAAAUAUGGUUAAUAGUUUUGUCUUUAAGUAGUUUGUCAAUGAUCACUGUAAAUGUAUAUCUGUGCUUAUAAUUCUUUAGUUUCUCCAAAGUUAUCUGAAAUCGUGGCUCCUCUGCAUAUAAUCCACGAAGAUUAUCUGACCCUCACCUGUGCCAUCAAUGGGUUUAAACCACGACCGUUGAAUGUCAAGUGGUUGAAAGUGGAUGCAGCUGAUGGCACCGGUCACAUGACGGAACUUAUGUCUUCUGAUCAGGAUGGACAGCAAAUACAAGUUGCCAAAUAUUCUCACAAACAACUUGAAACGGCCAGUGAUGAUGACCACACGUACAGCAUUCUAAGUACUCUGACCAUGAAGCCCACCAUAAAAGAAGAUCACGGUGCAAAAUAUAUCUGUAGGAUCUUUCACCCUUCGACGGGCAAAUUUAUAGAAAAAAGCGUGGAUAUGGAGGUUUCAGGUGCGUUACCAUGAUAUUAUAAUAAAGAUCUUUAAAUCAAACUAAUCAUUUAACUAUCACUAAACUAGAAAUGCCUUAGGUCAAUUAGGCAAAUCCUUUCUUAGAAUUUCUUGAACUAAUGAAUGUUCACUAUUUUCCUUAAUGGAACACAGUACUAACUUCCAGUUUAUUAUAUUUCAGCUGUAUAUAUAUGCCCUCUUUAUUUCAAAGGUAUAUGCUAAUCCAAGUGGACCUGAAAUAUGGUAAUGUCAUAUGACAUAGUAAUAUUGAGUAUUAUUACUUUCAGUUCUUUAUAAAAACUCACAGUGUCCAAAUUGCUCUCAGGUACCCAACUAAACAUUAUUCUAGACCCAGAGAAAUCCCUUAUGUGUGAGGCAGGGAAUUGUUAUGUCACAAGUUGAAUAGAUGUGGAACACAACUGCAGAUUAGAAAAUUCCUUUAUUUUAAUAGCGUGGAACUAAUGGUAGGGAAAAAAAGUCCUGUAAGUAAGCACAAUUACUGUAGCUUUAAGGAUCCCUGGAUGUUGGAAGCAAUUAGAUGAAAGCAAAAGCAAUUGUAGCAGAUACAGUGGCAACACAGUUGUCAGAAUGGAGCCGAAGAGGAUUUGACAGGUAAGUCCUGACAGGAAUAGAGUUCUGCCCAGCUAGAUGUCGCAUUCAUUGCCAGAGGAAAAGUAGUUAGUUCAAAAUAACAUGGAUUUUGUGCUUUUUAUUUUUUUAGACACAUAUGAACUCUACAUGCUAAUAGGCAGCACUCUUUGUGCCCAGAUGGUUCAAACCCUUACCCUAAAACCAUUGUGCAUGAGCAGAGCAGAGCCAGGGCAAACAGGACCAGUGCAAGACUAUUUUGUGCCCUAGGCAAGACCAGCUACUUGCAACCCCCCUUCAAAAAACAAAAAUUGCCAACUUUGUGUGUCUAUUUUUUCUCCCAGCCCCUUUGUGUGUCUUUUCCCCAAGCCCCAUUGUGUGUUUUUCUCUUCCCAGCCCCUCUGUAUGUGUCUUUGCCCCCCCACCACUCUAUCUCUCUAUGUACCCCCAGCCCCUAUGUAAACCUCUUCCACCACAUGCCUUUUUGCACCUCUCCCCCCCCUCCAGCCUUCUGUGUGCCUCUCCCCCCAGCUCUUGGUGCUUCUCCACCCGCCAGCCCUUGGUGCUUCUCUCCCCUUUAAGCCAGCUGUAAGUCUCUCCACCCCAUAACUCUGUGUGCCUCUUCCCCAUCUUCAGCCCUCUGUGUGCCAAUGGCCCUUUAUGUGAGUCCCCCGUGGCAGAUCCUUCCUCCUGCAGCCCCCCCCCGGCCAUGUGAGAGUGAGGUCCUUGCGAGGACCUCACAGUCACAUGGCCGGGUUAGCUGCCUGCUGCAUUGCCAGCAGGGGGACUGCCUGUAAUGACAGUUAGUCCCCCUGCUGGCUGGAAAUAAAAUAAAAUUAAAGUUAAUAAGUGUAAAAAAAUAAAAUAAUAUACUUAGAUCAUAUAUAUAUAUAUAUAUGAUCUAAGUAUAUAUAUAUAUACACAUAUACAUACACACACAUACACUGUCUAGGUGUAUUUUACUAUUAAUAUAUAUAUAUAUAUAAAUAUAUAUCUAUCUAUCAAAUUACACGUAGACUGAUACUGAUUAAAUAUAUAUAUAAUUAUUGUUAUAUAUAUAUAUACUUAUAUAUAAUAUUACAAAAAUGUAAAUACGUGAAAAAAUAAAAUUCAAAAAAUUAUUAAAAAUAAUUUAAAAAUAUAUAAAUGUGUGUUAUUUCGUUCUAACUGUAUUGUGAUAUUAAUAUAUAUAUAUUUAUAUCAAAAUACAUGUAGAACGAAAUAAUAUAUAUCUAUAACAUAAAUAUAUAUGUAUAUAUCACUAUAUAUACCUAUAUAUAAAUACAAAUAUUUUAAAAAAUAUAUAUAUAUAUACAUAUAUAUAUACACAUACGUAUAUAUAUACACAUAUAUUAAUUCUACAUAUAUAUUUAUGUAAUAUUUUUACAUAAUUAGGUAUCUUAAUUCAUUACAAUUAGCGGGACCUGCCUGACAACCCAUGCCGAAAGUAAAGGGAAUUUAAUUUGCUAGCACUAUAUUUAACCCUAUAACUUUCCAAGACACCAUAAAACCUGUACAUGGGGGGUACUGUUCUACUCGGGAGUCUUCACUGAACACAAAUAUUAGUGUUUCAAAACAGUAAAAUGUAUUACAACGAUGAUUUGCACGCACAAACUGCACUUACACGGACAAUAUUAUUGCCGUGAAACUUUUUACUGUUUUGAAACACAAAUAUUUGUGUUCAGCGAAGUCUCCCGAGUACAACAGUACCCCUCAUGUACAGGUUCUAUGGUGUUUUCAAAAGUUACAGCGUCAAAUAUAAGGCUUGUGUUUCAUUUUUUUCACAUUAAAAUUCGCCAGAUUGGUUACGUUGCCUUUGAGACCCUAUGGUAGCCCAAGAAUGAAAAUUACCUCUAUGAUGGCAUACCAUUUGCAAUAGUAGACAACCCAAGGUAUUGCAAAUGGGGUAUGUCCAGUCUUUUUUAGUAGCCACUUAGUCACAAACACUGGCCAAAAUUGGCGUUUUUUUGCAUUUUUCACACAUAAACAAAUACUAACGCUAACUUUGGCCAGUGUUUGUGACCAAAUGGCUACUAAAAAAGACUGGACAUACCCCAUUUGCAAUACCUUGGGUGGUCUACUAUUGCAAAUGGUAUGCCAUUAUGGGUGUAAAUUUUAUUCCUGGGCUACUAUACAGUCCCAAAGGCAACGUAACCAAUCUGGCGAAUUUCAAUUUCAAAUGUAACGUGCUACAUUUGACCCUGUAACUUUCCAAAACGCCAUAAAACCUGUACAUAGGGGGUACUGUUUUACACGUGAGACUUUGCUGAAUACAAAUAUGUGUAUCUUAUUACAGUAAAAGCAAACAGUAUUAUGACAUUGACAGUUAAAAUGUCAUGUAGAACUAACAAAAUAACAACAUUUCUUAUUUUCUCCCAUUUUUUUCAUAUUAAAUUAUGUUUCAUACCUAAAUAUUUGAUAUUAAAUGAAAACCCUGUUUCCCCUGAAUAAAAUGAUAUAUAAUAAGGGUGGGUGCAUUUACUAUGAAAGAGGUGAAUUACGGUUGGACAGACAUGUAGCGCAAAUGCCAGGUUUUGUUUACGUUUUGUUUUGUUCACAACGUGUACAUUUGGCUCAGUCCUUAAGGGGUUAGGGGGUUAAAUGUUUUGAUUGUCAAGUGACAUCUUUGUUUAUUUAAAGAUUUAUUAAAAGAUUUUAUUCACUAAGCGCUGCCACAUAUUGUUAAGUAAUUACACUAACAUGUUCAUAUAAGUGAUAACCAGAGAAAUCCCGUUUCCACCAUCCAAAUAUUUAUAUAAUUUUUUUCUGUCUGUAGCUAAACCUGUGCUGGAUCCAAUACAGAGCUACCAAGAUGAGACACAAGGACCAUUGUGUUUGGAGAAUAAUAUUGAACUCUCGUGUCAAAUUCAUUCCUAUUAUAACCGGCCACUGACCGUUACCUGGUACAUGGGCGACACCAUCCUCCCAUUCAAAAACAGUGAAAUACUUACUGAUUCAUGUGGACUCUUUUACUUUACCAGUAACGUAUCAUACAGGCCUCAAAUAGAGGACAUUGGGAAGAAAUUUCGGUGUGAAGUUGCCCACAAGAGUCUUGAAUCCCCCAUAAGUCAAAGCUGGACACUAAAAAACCUGAGUGAGUAUCAUGAAUAAUUACUGUGUGAUCCUUAAUUGGUGCCAGAAAGGUUAGGUUAUUCACAGUUUUCAAACUGCUGUGUGGUUACAUGUGAAGGGUUUUUCUAAAAUCUAUAGAUAAGUAGAACCGACCAUUAUGGCAUGCGCUAAAUCAAAGCCUCAGAAUUUGCUGAAACUUGAAGGGACACUAUAGGCACCCAGAUUAAUUGAAACGGUCUGGGUGCAGAGCCUUUGUAUGUUUAACAUGUCAAUGUAAAACAUUACAGUGAGAUAUGACAAUGUUUACAUUGCAGGGCUGGUCCAACUCUAGUGGCUUUCUACCAGACAGCCACUAGAGGCGAUUUCUGUUCCAUAAAGGAAGUUUACUCCUUGAAAUGACGUUGGACGUCCUCACGCUUUGCAUAAAGUUAUCUAACAUCUUCAAAUUCCCCAUAAAAAAGCAUUGAUACAAUGCUUUCCUAUGGGAAAGCGUUAAUGUGGCAUUGCAGGUGACAUAGGAGACAUAGCCAGCGUAGAGGGUGCCUCAGUAUUGUAAUUAAGAUAAUGUAAGCAAGAUCGUUUACCUUUAGCAGGUCGGACAGUGUGGGGGACCUAAUAAGUUGGGGAAAGGGACAUUAUAGCAUCAGGAAUUCAGAUUGUUAUUCCUGUAGUGUUUCUUUAAAGGACACUCCAGACCCCUAGAGCAGUUUAGCUUGCUGAAAUGCUUUAUGUGUGAAUAGUCCUCUUUUUUUCAUUUUACAAAAAGCGCAGAUUUUAAUGGAAAUUAUUUUGAAAAACGUUUAAAUAAAUUAACCUUGUUACACCCCCUGGCUGUCAAUUAAACAAUCAGUCCUAUUCAGGGCUCGAGUCCUGCAGGAACGCAUGGGAACGGUGUUCCUGCACUUUUUCCACAGCAGGAACGCCGUUCCCGUUACCUGUCCUGCAGCACCGGCCCUGCUCCCUGCACUGAGGGGCCGUCACACGCUGUGUUCCUUCUCCAGCUAUAACUCUCGCGAGACCCGCGGCUGUUACCAUGGCAACGCUCCGCACAGGCGAGUCUCGCGAGAGUUAGAGCUGGAGAAGGAACACUGCGUGUGAUGGCCCCUCUGUGCAGCGGCUGGCUCCCUCCAGCAUACCACCGGACCACCAGGCGAUCUCCCCCCUCCCUGACAAGGUAAGAAGCAGGGAGGGGGGAAUAAAAUAAAAUAAAUAUACAUACACAUAAAGUAAGAAAAAAAUGCUCCCCCCCCCCCACACACAUCAUCCAGCACUCACACACCCAUCAUCCAGCACACACACACCCAUCAUCCAGCACACACACACACACACACAUCAUCCAGCACACACACACCCAUCAUCCAGCACUCACUCACACCCAUCAUCCAGCACCCACACACACACCCAUCAUCCAGCACACACACCCAUCAUCCAGCACACACACACACCCAUCAUCCAGCACUCACACACACAUCAUCCAGCACACACACACACACAUUCAGCACUCACACACACAUCAUUCAGCACUCACACACCCAUCAUCCAGCACACACACACCCAUCAUCCAGAGACUCCACACACCCAUCAUCCAGCACACACACACCCAUCAUCCAGCACACACACACAUCAUCCAGCACACACACACCCAUCAUCCAGCACCUCACACACACACAUCAUUCAGCACUCACACACACACUCAUCCACACACACACAUCAUCCAGCACACACACACACAUCAUCCAGCACUCACACAAACACCCAUCAUCCAGCACACACACACACUCAUCCAGCACUCCACACACACAUAAUCCAGCACACACACACACACACACACAUCCAGCUAAUCGCACACACACAUCAUCCAGCACACACACACACAUCAUCCAGCGCACACACACACAUCAUCCAGCACUCGCACACACAUCAUCCAGCACUCGCACACACAUCAUCCAGCACUCGCACACACAUCAUCCAGCAAACACACACAUAUCAUCCAGCACUCACACACACGUCAUCCAGCGCGCACACGCACACACUGCAUUCAUUAUACACACUCUUCACUCACUACAAACACACUACAUUCACUAUACACCCUCUGCAUUCACUAUACACACUCUGCAUUUAUUAUGCACAUUCUGCACUCACUACACACUACAUUCACUAUACACACCCUGCAUUCACUACAAACACACUACAUACACUGCAUUCAGUGUACACACUCUGCACUCACUAAAAACACACUGCAUUCAUUAUACACACUCUGCAUUCACUACAAACACACUACAUUCAUUAUACACACCCUGCACUGCACUAUAUGCAUAGGAGUGUAAUUUUUUUUUUUUUAAAGGGGGGGGAGCGGCGGGAAUCUUGGGUGAGUUCCCACACUUUUUUCCCCAGGACUUGACCCCUGGUCCUGUUACUUACUGUUUGGUUAUCUCAGUGGAGCUAAACUCAAGAGGCAGCAAUUGCCCAGAACACCUGCCUUGCAAAGACUACUCAUUGAGCUGCAUAGGGAAGCCUGUGAUUGGACAGCCACAGAAAGUCUGGUUUUAGAUAUAACCCAAAUGAAAACAAAUGCAUACAUGUUUUCAUUGUGAGUCUAUCUACUACUUAGUGACUGAUUCUCUUUUAAUUUGGGCAGUGGAGUGCCCCUAUGUAAAUUAUGUCAGUACUAGUUUGAUUAAAUUGCCAUUAUUUUAGCAAACGCAGGUUAUCAAAUUUUAAACUUUUAAGUUGGUUAAAGGAACAUGUUAGAGGGAUCUAAUGUAUAUUUACAUUUGAGCCUCCUCCAAAUAGUGAACUAAAGCAUUAUAACUUACCUUAAACCUUGUCGUCUCAUAAGGCAGCGUUUACAUUUCUGCCGGGGCAGUCUCUUUGCCACAGAACUACAACAUUAAGCUUUAAUGAUUAUGUCCCUUUAAGCACAAACUCAAAAUUUGAACUACGUGCCGUUUUUUUUUUUUAAAUUCAAUUUUAGUAUGCACAAUGGAGGAAUUGUAAUGUUCUUCUUUGAGGCACAGAUACAUUUCACAAUAGUUUAUUCAAUCACACAUUUUUAGAUGUUUUCUUGCUAAUUGUUGGGGAUUUCUCUUUAACCUGUUGAUUUUUAACUAUGGUAAAAGUUUCUAAUUUAUCCACCUUGACAUUUAUAUCUUUCAGUCUCUAGGCCAAAAAUAAGCAAUAUACAAUGUCAACCUGAAAACCCUGCUUGUAGGAAACCUGUCACUAUAUCAUGUACAAUCAGAGACUUCUACCCUGAAAAAAGUGACAUUAAAUGGUACCGGGGUUCAAAGGAGUUAACUAAUGAAGUAGAUACAGAAGGUGCCCAAAAAGACACAACUUCUGGCUUAUUCUCCAGAACCACAAAUCUGCGAUUUACACCUUCAGAGGAAGAUCAAAGUGCACAGUUUAUUAUGAGACUCUUUCACUGUGGAAUAAACACAGAGAAGAAAUUUAGCCUGCAAUUAGAAGGUAUGCCAUUUAAUUAAUAUUGUUUAUACUAUAUAUAACGCAUUAACAUGCUGCUGCCAGGCGGAUUUUUCUCUCGCAUCGCUUCUCUCACACCUCACCCCUCUGUCAAUCUUUACAUUGCCUUCCUGUACCCUAUAGCAUUGAAUUGAAAAUACUAACCUUACGUAUAAAGUUCUAAACAACUCUACCCCUCGCUACAUUUCUUCACUAAUUCAUAGCUAUGCAUCUUCUUCUAUUCAUUCUAUUCUUUCGGUGACCUUCUCCUAUCCAUUGCUCAUACCCUCAAAUCACAUCACUUUAGAAUAGCCUGUAACCUCCUAGAGGAACUUUUAUUCCACAAAUCUAUCUUUUGUUCACUCUUAAAAGGCCGCACCCCUCUCUCACCUUCUAAUUUUGCAACUAUCCCGUCGCUUAAUUGCUAUCCAUUACAUUGCCCUUUGUAUUGUGUUUUUAUACCCCACCCCACUCUUUUAAAUUGUAAACUAUUUCGAGCAGGGUCCUCAUCAACCAGUAACAUUUUGUAAUUGUGUAAUUUAGUGUUAAACUUCCACCUUUAUAAUAUUAUAAAGCACUGGGGCAUAUGUUGACGCUAUAUAAAUAAUAAUAAUAAUAACAACAUAUCAUGCAGAGUAAUGCUGGGAGAGAAUGUAGUCACAUUUUGGGGUCUAUUUGCAAAGGCACUUGGAAAAAUGUAUAAAUGUGUAUAAAUUGCUAUAAAACUACAAUCAUUAAUUCAUGACUUUUAUUCAGUAUUUCAUACAAUACACAAUACAUAAAAUAUUUUCAUCUCACAGGGAUUCCAGUUAUUAAGAAUGUUACCUGUGGUACAAGUCAUCCAACGUAUGAAGUUCCACUGACUCUUUGCUGCGACGUAGUGAACUGUAAUCCCGCAGAUAUCAGCGCUGAGUGGUUAGAGAAUAACACGCGGGUUGAAAGCAGUGACAGAGCAACAACUAAGGAAAACCACCAGGAUAAGCUGAAAUCAUUUCUGCUCCAAGUAAUCCCUACAGCUGAGGACCUCACAAAGAAGUAUACCUGUUUGGUAAAACACAAGGAUAUGCAAAACCCGCUUGGGAAAGCAUCUACAUUUUUAAUUCUUCCAGGUACGAACAUGGAUUUUUAUAAUGUAUGUAGGGAAUAUGAAAACCUACCAGGUAACCUAUGGGUGAGAACGUUUGAACAUACCUCUUACAUGUGAAGCAUUUUUACAAAGGAUUUAUGUGGAGAAGGCUGCAUACAGAUGAAUGACAUAAUCUUAUAUUAAAGGGAUACUCCAGGCACCCAGACCACUUCUGCCCAUAGGAGUGGUCUGGGUUCCAACUCCCACUACCCUUAACCCUGCAACUGUAAUUAUUGCAGUUUUUAUAAACUGCAACAAUUACCUUGCAUGGUUAACUCCUCCUCUAGUGGCUGUCUACUAGACAGCCACUAGAGGGCACUUCCGGGAUUAUAUCACAGAUUAUCGUUAUGUGAGGACCUCCUGCAUCGCUAAAAUCCCCAUAGGAAAGCAUUGAAAUUAUUUUCAAUGCUUUCCUAUGGGGAGGUCUAAUGCGCGUGCGCGGCAUUGCUGCGCAUGCGCAUUAGGUCUCCCCCCACCAGCAGGUGGGAUCAGUCUGACGUGGGGAUGGGGGUGAACGUGGGCGGACCAAGAAGACACGGCGAGGGACAUCGUCGCUGCCUCUGGUAAGUCACUGAAGGGGUUUUGACCCCUUCAGCAACCAGGGAUGGGAGGUGGGAGAGGGGACAUGCAGUGCCAGGAAAACUGAUUGUUUUCCUGGCACUGGAGAGUCCCUUUAAGGAACAUCUGCAAUGUAAAAAAUAAUGCAAUUACAUUUUUAAAUUGUGCUACCCAAAUUACCACUGAUUGUAUGGGUGAAAAGGAUAUUUUCUUGAAGGGUAAGUGAGAGUGUCUUUAAAUCUGCAAUGUUACCAGCUCAAUGUAUGGACUACAGGCACAGCAUCACUAUAAAGAUUUGUCUGUAUUUAUUCAUUUUGAAUGACUACAAAAGAAAAAAGAAAAAUACCUGCCCCCAACGAUGUCUGAAACAUUUUAUUUUCAUUUCAUUUUAUGAGCCCCCGCCCCCCCUAAAAAAAACCAACAUCUUCAUUGUGGGCACGUGUGAAUAAGAAGUUGAGCAUAGACCACACAGGGAGGAUGAUAAGCAGCCACACAUUGCAUUUAAAAUUGGGUAAAGUUGGGCUUUGAGGUCUCAAUGGGUACCAUAAUUAUCUUUGUGGCCAACCAUAUUGUGACAGUCUGAGUAGGUAUCACCAUCCUGCAUUCCCUUUUCCCAUAAAAAGUAAUGCUGGGACAAGACUGGUUUAAUGGAAAAACAGGCAUCCAAUGUAUACAUCACUUAACUCCUCCUCUGAGCCAGCGAGAAAAUUGAGUUUUGAGAAAAUACUAAACUCCUGGUCAGAAAAAGUUAAACUUUUUACAUUUUAUAGAAAUACCCCAGAACUACAUAGAAACCCCACAAAAGUCACAUAUCUGGGUAGCUUGUCUCUGUGGGAGCAACAUAUCCAAAUUUCAGCCCAAUCCGUUCGGUAGUUCCCGAACGGCACCAAAGAGAGUUGACCGUUCUGCCACGAGGUCGAAGCUGAGAAACAGUUCCAGAGGAAAGGUAGCAAGAGCCGGCCUCCGUUCAGGGGCUUUAGUACGAAAACCGCAAUAGAUGGAAUAUAUCUGGUUCGUGCUCCUCGUGUUCAGUAGUUUGAAACUUCUGAACGCCGUCCGUCUAAAGUGCUGGGAAUUAGAAAGUAGCAGAGUUCCAUAGAGACCGGUGUUCAUGCAAGUGUGUAGCCGAAAACCGUUCCAGGCACUAGACGACCAAGUCCUGCUGGCCGCGUUCGGGAGACAAGAUGGCUGCCGUCCAUUGUUCUCACCACGUGCGUUCGUAUGCACCUAGGAGCAUUCAAUUAGUCUGCGGUUUUCGAAUUGAUACAUGGUGCUCCACGUUCUAAUUAGUCCCAGAGUGGUCUCGGUUUCGGGAAACAAACAAAUAAACAAAUGUAACUGGAAAAGAACGAAUGCCUGGGGAAAGUUAAUAGCAGGGAGUGCAAAUAGCCGAACGGUGAUGGGGUAUUCCUUCACACAUAUUAAGCUUGAGAACUCAGAAAGACCCACUCUGACAGUGCUAGCAAUAAAGAGCCUGUCACUCUGAAGCCAGCCUUGUUUACGUCAUUUAAUUUUUUAAUGUUAACAUGUCUCUUUCUAUUUGGAUGAACUGCCAUUGUGGGCCAGACUCUAGUGUUAUCUGCAGGUUCACGUAGAGCAAUCACAGCACCAGGUUAGGAUGAGCAGCAGUUGAUCAGAUAACAGUGGAGUUUAAACCAACAUGGUGGCUCUGCCAAAUAAAGUAAGAUUUCUGCAGAAAAAAAAUGUACAUCAUUAAGUUUCUUUAAAUAUAAUUAACUUUUAAAAAUAAGUUCAAAUUUAGUUACAGUGGAUUCAGACGUUUGCAAGGUUUACUUGUUACAAAACCCUUAUAUGAUACAUUUUCCAUUGUACAACCAAUGUAUUUCUAUAUUUAUUCUUCCAGAAAUAUCACCUACUUUGUCUGAGAUCACAGUUUAUCCACUAAAGCCUGAAGUCAACACAGAAACUACUUUUACAAUCAAUAUAUCCAGGUUUGCUCCAAAGCACAUAGAAGUGAAAUGGUUUAAAGGGUUCCAGAUCUUAACCGAAAAUAUUAUAACAUCGGAACAGAAAAUUGGAAAGGGCGGUUUAUUUUGCUGUACAAGUACAUUGAAAUAUACCCCAAAAGUGAAUGAUGAACAGAUUCGUUGUGAAGUGAUUCAUGGGUCCAACAAGAAAAGGCAAGAAAAAUACUAUAAGUUGAAAGGUAGGUUACUAUGCUUUCCCACAUUUGUGUUUUAGUUAUUAAUUUAAUAUUUACAAUGCAUGUAUUGCAUGAUAAGGUAUUUCUUACAGAACAAUGCAAUGAUGUCAUGGAUAGACUGUAUUACCUUAUAAUUAAUGAGCAGUGACCUCAGCGGUUGUAAAAGCUUGUAAUCUAUGGGUAGUGAUGUCAGAGUUAGACUGCAAUAAUGCAUAAUUAACAAGCAGUGAUGUCAGAACCAUCCUGUAAUAGUGCAUAGUAGAUGAACAGUGAUGUCAGCACUAGACUAUAAUCAUUGAUAUGAAUAUUCAUGUCGGAGCUAUAUUGUAAUAAUCUGUAGCCAAUGAGAAGUGAUGUGGAUGACAUAACUAGACUCUAAUAGCUUAGAGUACAUGAGUAGUGAUGUCAUACCAAAGUUACAAAUAAUCAUGUUGAACUAUACUGUUAUAAUUUAUUGAUUCCAGAAAUAGUCUAACAUGUAGAAUAUAAGUUGUUUUGUCAUAUCUAGACUGUAAUACCUUCUAAUCGUUGAGUAGUGAUGUCAAAGCUAUAAUAAUAAUAAUAAAUAAUAAACAGCAAUUUACUGAUGCCAGAACUAGGCAGUAGUACCAUUAAAAUCGAAGAGUAAAUAUAUUAUUACUAAAAUAAUGCAUCAUAAGCGAUUAGUGAUGUCAGAACUAGACCAAUGUGUAAUGAGAUCAUAUCUAUAAUUAUGCGUAAUUAAUGAUUAGUGACAUCCCAACUGGCAUGAGGUUUUGAAAGUUGGGAUGUCUGGACUAGAGUUGUAUUACUGGAUUUGGGAUAGUAGUGGCUAUCCAGCGUGCAGAACAUCCAUAGGAAAGCAUUGAAAAAUGCUUUCCUAUGGACUGUUUGAAUGCGCGCACCGAUCUUGCCGCGCAUGCGCAUUCGGCUCCACUCGUGAGCUGACAACGGCAGGGGGAGGAGAGGCCACCAGCGCAAAGGGAGCCCGGCACUGGAUUAAGGUAAGUGGCUGAAGAGGGUUUAACCCCUUUAGCCCAGCGGGAGGGUGGGGCCUGAGGAUGGGGGUUCCUUAGGAUUAUGUAGUGCCAGGAAGACUGGUUUGUUUUCCUGACACUAUAGUGAUCCUUUAAGCUACGGUUGUUUUAGUGCCUAUAGUGUCUCUUUUAGUAUCUGCUAGGAAACCACUGGGUGUUACAAUUAUAGUAAGAUCCUAUAUAUACUUACAAGAUUAUUUACUAAAGUAAGAAUUGUCAGGCAUUCAAACUGAAUUUCACAUUUAAAAGUGUAGUAGCCGAACUGGAAGGAUAGCUGAUUGGAGAUUUUGUUCCAAUUUGGCUAUUUUGACCUUAAUUUACUUUGAAUUUCCAGCAAUUCUCACUAUAGUAAAUGACCCUUAAAGGACCACUAUAGUGCCAGGAAAACAUACUCGUUUUCCUGGCACUAUAGUGCCCUGAGGGUGCCCCCACCCUCAGGGACCCCCUCCCGCUCCUGGAAGGGGAAAGGGUAAUAACUUUACCUUUUUUCCAGCGCCGGGCGAGGAGCUUCCUCCUCCCUUCCCGCCUCGACAGCUCUCGCCGGGUUGAAUGCGCGACGCUACGCAAGCAGGCUGCGCCAAGAUAAAAGUCAAGAUAGGAAAGCAUUUACAAUGCUUUGACGCUAUGCGUGCUCUCACUGUGAUUUUCACAGUGAGAAGCACGCAAGCGCCUCUAGUGGCUGUCAAUGAGACAGCCACUAGAGGAUUAGGGGGAAGGCUUAACCCAUUCAUAAUUAUAGCAGUUUCUCUGAAACCGCUAUAAUUAUGAAAAAAUGGGUUAACCCUAGAAGGACCUGGCACCCAGACCACUUCAUUAAGCUGAAGUGGUCUGGGUGCCUAGAGUGGUCCUUUAAGUUGCAAUAGGAAACUAACGUAUGUAAUUAUACAGAGAGGAGAGAAAAUAGGACUAAUGGGUUGCAGAUUAUAAACAAUCUGCCUCCCAAAAAGACCUUGUAUCCUUAUAUGAAAAAAGCUACUCUGCUAUUAUAAAUAUAAAAGUGGAGCGCAGAGAGCAAAAAACGAAAAACUCUUUAUUAAUCCCUCUUGGGGGAGAAACACACAGAUACUAAACAAAUAAGUAAUAAAAUUAGGAUCUAAUUGGAUAGAAUCGACUAGUCCAAAAAUAAUAAUAAUAAUAGUAAUAUGGUCAGAAGAAAUGCUAUAAGUAUGUGUGUGGCAGAAUUGCCAUAAAUAGUAGCAAAUAAAGAAAUUUAAUUAAUAACUUGCUAAAAUUCUAACAAGCCCUGGGAUAGCUCUGAGAGCUGGGUGUUGGACUCAUGUCUAAUUGACUGGUUCUUGCAUCAAAGCCAACUGAGGGGUAGGAGAGCGGAAAGAGUUACAGAGCUGGAUUAGUGAAUCUUCUCUUUGGAUCCAUGUUUUGAAUUUUUAUUCUUGGUUGCCCUGAGAAAAGCAAGGGAGAAGAAAAGAAAGACCACCAUCUAUUAUAAUCCCCAGGUUUAUAUACACCAAAAUAGAAGGGGGGUAGCAAAAAAAAUAAAUAAGAGGAAGCACAAAACUAUAUAACUUAGACUAAUUGGUCUUCACAGAAUAUUUAGAAACAUAGACAUAGAAACAUAGAAUGUGACGGCAGAUAAGAACCAUUCGGCCCAUCUAGUCUGCCCAAUUUUCUAAAAACUUUCAUUAGUCCCUAGCCUUAUCUUAUAGUUAGAAUAGCCUUAUGCCUAUCCCACGCAUGCUUAAACUCCUUUACUGUGUUAACCUCUACCACUUCAGCUGGAAGGCUAUUCCAUGCAUCCACUACCCUCUCAGUAAAGUAAUACUUCCUGAUAUUAUUUUUAAACCUUUGUCCCUCUAAAUUAAGACUAUGUCCUCUUGUUGUGGUAGUUUUUCUUCUUUUAAAUAUAUAGUCUCCUCCUUUACGGUGUUGAUUCCCUUUAUAUAUUUAAAUGUUUCUAUCAUAUCCCCCCUGUCUCGUCUUUCCUCCAAGCUAUACAUGUUAAGAUCCUUUGACCUUUGGUAUGUCUUAAUAAACUCUAUCAUGUAGUAAAUAAAAUGAGCCCAGAGAAAACAACAUUAGAGGGAUAUUCAAAAUUAUAUGAAUAGAAUAAUAAAUUGGGGCAUGGAAACAUAAGCCCCACAGUGUGGUUAAAAUAGAAAAUAAAGUGAACAAGGAGAAGUGCAACAAGGAGAAGGCGAUUCUAAAUAAUAGUUUACAAAUAAUCAACCUUUCAUCUCAUCUCCUCACUACUCAAGAAACAAAUGUGCUCUCAAAGGGCCUCUCUUUUGUGCCGGUUCCGCCCUUUAACAGAUUUAUAUGGGUUAAAGACCUACAUUUAUUUGUUAGAAAGUUAGCCUUGUGUAAAUAUCAUCAAAUCAGAACUGACAAAAAGCUAAAAGAUUUGGGUCUCAUUGACAAAGACUAUGACUGUCUUAUGACUUUAAUAUCUCUCCUGGAUGAGAGCGACACAAAUACCACGUUACAACAAACAAACUUAAAACCUUAAAGUCGCUUUACACCUAAUCUGGGGAAUUUUAAGAAUAUUGAAUUCAGUCAAAUUUGCAAUAGAGAACAUCAAUCAUAAGGAUUUGAAUUUCUUUCCCAAUAUGAAUCUUACAAAAUCUGAGAACAAAGCCCUCCAGUCUUUAAAACUGGAUACCACAAUUACGAUCAAACCGGCUGACAAGGGAGGGAAUAUAGCCAUUUUGAAUUCAGCAGACAUAUAAAAAUGACUCUCAAGAUUCUUGACGAUAGAGAUACGUACCAUCUUCUCAGAACAGACCCCACCAAUACAUUCUUACAGGACUACAAAGCAAUUUUGGACAUGGGCCGCAGUAGAGGGGUGCUAUCCAGAGAUGAAUAUGAUUUCAUCCUGAAUAAAUUCCCCAGGAUAGCUACCUUCUACUGCUGCCCAAAGCCAAAAAGCCAUAAUCCCCCUGGGCGCCCCAUAGUUUCGGGUGUUGACAACCUUACCCAAAAUGGUAGUAUUUAUCUGGAUAAGGUUCUCCGCCCAUUUGUGGAAUUGUUACCUUCUUUCAUUCAGGACACCAAGCAAACUUUGGUUCGUUUAUCAAGUCUAACAGUGCCCGAAACAGUGGCACUUUGUAGUCUUGACGUUGAAGCAUUAUACUCAUCUAUACCACACAAGGGGGGCAUUCAACAUGUUAAAUUUUACCUGGACAAAAGGGGUUCUGACCUUAAUGAUCACUCUAACUUUGUCUUGGAACUUCUUGAGUUUAUCCUCUGCCACAACUACUUCCUCUUCAAUGAAAAAUUCUACCAUCAGGUACAGGGCAAUGCGAUGGGGACGGCUUGUGCCCCAUCGUAUGCCAAUCUCCACCUAGGUUGGUGGGAGGAAGUAGUUGUGGCAUCUGAUGUUUUUUCAUCAUACAGGCCUUUUAUUCAUCAUUGGGCCCGUUAUAUUGAUGAUAUUUUGAUCUUGUGGACAGGUAGUAGAGAACUUUUUGAUGAAUUUGUAUCCCUAUCAAUAUCAAUGAGUUUAACAAUACUUCGGAGUUCAAUACACUUAAUUUCUUGGACCUUUCGAUCAUGGUACAGUGGUAAUUCCAUCACCACUACGCUGUAUAAAAAGCCCACAUCUUCUAACAGUCUCCUUCGUUGGGAGAGUUUUCAUCCCCAAUCUCUUAAACGUGACAUUCCGAUGGGGCAAUAUCUUAGAGCCCGUAGGAACUGCAGCGAUGUUGAGGAUUUUAAGCUUCAAGCUAACAUAUUGCGACAACAGUUCAAAAUGAAGGGCUAUCCUAAUAAAUGCCUAAAAAAAGCCUAUAGAAGGGCCUUAGAGGCAGACAGAGGCACUCUACUAUCCCCAAAAAUAGUGGAUACCUCCAUCAAACCUCAAGCCCCACGGAUGAUAGCCACUUACGAUUCAGGCUGGGAGGCUGUUAAGUUUGAGAUCCAAAAAUUCUGGCCGUGUCUGCUGGAUGAUGUUCACCUUAAAAGGCUCUUAGGGCCAAAUGUGGAUAUGACGGCACGUAGAGGCAAAAACUGUAGGAACCUUUUAGUCCCAAGCCAUUUCCAUCGUUCACCCACACGCACCUGGCUACACACCCCUACAGUGGGAUCAUACCAAUGUGGCCAUUGUGUCGCGUGUAAAUACAUCAAACGUGACUCUAAGUCUAUUAUGGAUAGCGAUGGUAAAAAGACUUUUGGGAUUAAAUUCUUUUUCAAUUGCAAUACUGCUGAUAUAGUCUAUCUCCUUACAUGCACCUGUAAGCUACAAUAUGUAGGAAAAACUUUCAGACCGUUUAAGGAGCGCAUUACGGAGCAUGUUAGAUCUCCAAAACUACCUGUUGAUACUCCCAUAGGUCGUCACCUGAAAGACUUCCAUGCGGGCAAUCCGCAGGGACUCCGGUUCUGUGGAUUGGAAUUUGGUGCGCAAGGAUAAACGUAGGGGUAACUAUGACAGAUUUCUGAGACAACGGGGAAAGCCUCUGGAUUCAAUCAACUUAGAACAUUUGCUAUUUAAGUAUACAGAUUUCUGGAUUUCUUUAACAAUUUUAUUCUCCGAUUUUUUUCAUUUAAUUAUUUCUUUACUGUGUGUAUUUUCCAUGCAUAAUAAUUUAUUCUUUCAUAUUUCAUUAUAUCCUCUAAUAUGGUGGUUUUUAUACUACAUUUUUUAUUUGGAUAUUUUUAUUUUUCAAGCAUCUCUUUAUUUUAAUUAAUGGAGCCACAUUUUCAUUUUUCUUAUUUAAGUCAAUACUAGUUUUUCUUUUUAUUUGAGUUUUUACAUUGCUUCCCUAAGGUUUAUUUACUAAUGGCAUUUUGCACACUGGGGGACGAAUUUGCAAAUAAGUAUCCAACAAUAGAGGGUUUAGGAUUUAAGCAGGCUUGUGGCAUCCAUAUGUUGCUUACAUCAUACACUAUAUAUUUAUUCAUAUAUUUAUUACUAUCUAUUUGGGGAAUGAUUUUGAAACAUAUCAUACUACAUUGUUUAACUUUGUUUUGGGGAAAAAUUAAUAAUAUAAUUUUAAACGUCAAUGAAAUUAUAUUUUGUUAUAAAAGGAUUAAUAAAGAGUCUUUUUGGCCUUUCUCCUCUUUUAAAAACGACCUUCAUGACGGUAGGCUUGUAUAUCUCAACCCGUCAUUACUCGGGUUAGCGGCUCAAUGGAUUUGUUCCAUUCCUAACCAAUGCUGUGUUUCUUUGUAAUUAUACAGAGAGUUCAUGCUUCCCAGUGGCAUAAAUAAGUUUUUGAGAAUAAACGUAUUAAAAUCUACGAUUGUGACUUUGAGGUGUUCGCUGUUUUUCUAACACAUGUGAAUUAAGCACAUUUACAGUAUCACACAAAUCAAAUAAUAUACUUAUGCUGUUAUAUGCAUUUUAAAUAGUUUCUAAUAAAAGUUACAUUUUAACACUAUUCCCUGCAAUGUAAGUAAUUAGCUCUGGUGUCUUUAUUUAACACAGGAGUUCCAUCACUGUUAUUAUGAAAUAUUGAUGUAAUAGACCUUGCUAGCUUUGCCAUGUUUGUGUUUUACACAUUAGAAACUUGCUAUAACCAAGAACAUUAAUGUUAUUAUUAUUAUAUUCUUUAUAAAGCGCCAACACGUUCCAUAGCGCUGUACAAUGGGUGGACUAACAGGCAUGUAUUUGUAACCAAAAGGAACAGAGAGAAUUAAGGGCCCUGCUCAAUAGCUUGCAUGCUAGAGGGAGUGGGGUAUAUGACACAAAAGGUAAGGGUGUGGUAGCCAUUGUACAGCGCUAUGGAAUCUGAUGGCGCUAAUAAAUAAUAGAUAAUAAUAAAAAUAAUAAUAGAAAAGUAGGUUGCUAGAAUAGUAUCAUUGAGGGCUUAGUGUUUUGAUGACAGUUGACAGGAGGGAAUCGGUGCGGGGAGGGAAAGCUGUUCACAGCUUAAUUAAUAUGUUUUCCUAAAGAAGUAAGUUUUCAGAGAUUUUUUUGAAGGAGUGGAAACUGGGUGAAAGUCUAACAGAGACGGAAAGGGCAUUGCAUAGGAACGGUUCAGCCCUCGAGAAGUCUUUAAGGCGACCAUCAGAGGUAAGUACGAACAGAGGUUGACAUAAGUCUCCGCAGAGAGUUUUGAGAAUAAGUAGGUCGGAUAUUAGAUAUUAGUGAGGAUAAUAGGUCGGAGCAGCAUUGUGUACAGAUUUAUAAGCAAGUAUCAGUAUAAGUAUCAAGUAUAAUAAGUUAUAUAUGUGUGAGUAUAAAUAAAGCAGAGGAUUAAUAUUUGGUACAUAUUUUUAUUUUGUUCACAUUUUAUUUGUAUGUUAGGGACCUUUGGAAGACGGAGGUCCAAGAAAUCAAAUUGUGCCAAAUUAGGUAGUUGCAUUAACCAUAUUGGGAUAGUCCCAUUUUUUACAUUUUAUGACAGUUUUUAUACUCCUUUCAGAAUAAUUUCAGAGUAUGCAUGGAUAUAACUUAUAGAGUAAAUACUAAUAAUACUACCACCAGCCAGCACAAGUAUUCCCGUCCGGUAGCAACAGAUUGGCCCUCAGUUAUCUUGCUGCUAAUUAAGACCUCUUCAUGCUUUCAUUCAGUCUAGAAUCUCCCUGCUGGUCGUAUUACAUACAUUCUUUAUGCGAGGCCAGUCCGCUGAGAGUGUCAGCCUAUAACGUGCAACCAGUGCAAGACUUCUGUAUUGAAGCUUUAGCUAUAGAGGAAGGGGCAGAGGGGUCUAAAUGAGGAGCAGUGUCUGGAGCACUUUGAGAUGAAACUGUUCAUUAAUGGUUUAUCCCUUUAGGAAACUAGAGUAGAAUGGGAAUGGAACAGAGUAUCUUAGCCUAUAAGUAUAUAGAUAAAACGCAACUUUUAUAAAGCAGUCUGAUAAAUGGGUUAUCAUAUGGCCAGAAGGUGGCAAUAUAACAGCACGAGAACAAAUGAAAAAAUCCAGGGGGGGGCCAAGCCACCUAAAUGGUGGGUUUUCACUAUAGGGUAAGAAAUAAAUGUUUGUGUUCCUGACCCUAUAGUGAUCCUUUAAUAAUGUUUAAAAACAGUGUUACUUUCUUUAUAUAGGUGAAGGCAAAAAGCCACGUUCAGGAGGAAUUAUUUGUAAGACCAAAAAUCCCAGACCUGGAGAAGAUGUCGUGUUAGCAUGUUACAUUAACGGACAGGAUGUAAAAAAUGGAGAGUUCUCUUGGUACAACGGGAUGUUCCCCAUAGAAGGCAACAUAAAAACAUUCAACACAAGUGAUGGCUCUGGCUGCAUCUCUGAAGUUACCUUUAAACCAAACAAAUCCGAAACUGAAUGUCAGAUCCGAUUUGAAGCUACCUUUAACUAUGAGACUAUUGAAGAAAAUUAUGUUCUUAAACUGUCUUGA